Gloeophyllum trabeum ATCC 11539 is the source of this 2818-nucleotide messenger RNA. RefSeq lists its product as uncharacterized. The record is from RefSeq and is a predicted model, not a curated record. Gene Ontology annotation, molecular function: RNA polymerase II cis-regulatory region sequence-specific DNA binding; protein dimerization activity; DNA-binding transcription factor activity, RNA polymerase II-specific. Gene Ontology annotation, biological process: regulation of transcription by RNA polymerase II. Bases 216 to 1103 code for a protein of 295 amino acids. The transcript is spliced from 6 exons. Lineage: Eukaryota; Fungi; Basidiomycota; Agaricomycetes; Gloeophyllales; Gloeophyllaceae.
AUCCCCCCUCCGCCUUCUCCCACCCGACGCCUUCCUCGACGCGGCGAGAUACCGUCCUUUGUCUCUUCUAGUUCUUGUUUUAUUGUCCCCGCCGGCUCCCGCCUUUGUUCUCUGACGCGUUUACUUAUUCCCAGUCUCUCUUGUACUAGUUUCUUUGCACGACUAGCUCGCGCUUUCUGAUCUUACUCGGCCCACUCUUCGCCUUUCGCCUCUCAAUGGAAGCCCACCUCGAACACGUCCUCGAGCACCCCAAGUCCCCGGCCUUCAUGGACGCCACAUCCAACUUCACGUAUGACCCCAUGCUCGGCCUCGACUACAUCCAGUACCCUCCCAACUCGCCCUUUGGUCUCUCGUCCCAGAACCCAUCGUCCCCAAGGAUGGGCUUCACCGGUCUGAACCUUGCCAGUGGUCUCGGUGACUACCCGUACUCGUCGGGCACCUACACCACCCCGUCCCCGGGCCGCCCCUUCACGCCCUCGGACUCGGCCAGCAUCUACCCUGCUGCUCUCUCCAACAUGAGCGGCGGCGAGCUGUCCUCGGACGGUAUGACCACCGGCAGGCGCAACAGUCGCGGCAGUGGCACCCACUCGCCCGCGUCCUCCGCUUCCCUCGCAGCAGUCCCGCGGUCGCACCGCUUCAACCCGUUGGGCGGUGCCAUGCCCCCUGCUCGCACAACCUCGAGGAAGAGGCGCGCCAAGGUCGAUGAGUUCGGGAGUGACGAUGAGGACGACGGUGACUUUGUUCCCUCCUCCAACUCCAAGGACGCCGAUGUCCGUCGCGAAGAAAUUCGCCGCCAACGCAUCGAGUCCGAGCAGAGGAGACGGGACGAACUCCGGGAGGGGUACCGCAGGCUCAAGGACGCUCUGCCAGUUUCGAACCAGAAGUCCAGCAAGGUCUGCUUACUGGAUCGGGCUACCACUCACAUCAAGUACCUCGAGAUGACGAACCAGCAACUCACGGCGAGAGUGCAACAGGCCGAGUCUGAGAUGCAACGGCUACGACAGGUCAACGAGGCGUUGAUGCUCGGGACCGCUGAGCAACGCCAUGCCGCCGCUGCAGCUGCAGCAGCAGCCGUCGGCGCUCCCCAAUCGCAAGGCUUCUAAUUAGGCCUUGUGGUUUUGCCGUUGCCUCGGAGAAAAGCAUCAGAAAAUGCGCAAUCACGCGAGCGCAGACGAUUUUUAUGAGACUGGAUUGGGUUUACGAAGCCUGUAGCGGGUUUGCAGGUGUCACGGCAUGCAUCUUUCAUGGACUAGAACACAAGCACGGACUAUCUCUUAAUUACCGCAUUCAUCAUCCCGCACUCUUCCUCGUCUUGCAUUUUUCAUGACUCCCGUUCACGACCAUUCCCCACUACCCCUUCCUCCGCUGCUGACUAUCGGAGCGCUAGGUCGGAGGAUGCACGUUUGCGACGCGCGUCGUUGUCUCUUCCGGGCACCCACAUAUCCUCCCCGCGGCUGUGCCGCACCGCUCUGCUUGUCGCGCUUUCUCGUCGACGCUCUGACCCGUGGUCAUAUAUGCGCGAUGGAUCGCGCUCUACAGCGAGCACCACUGUCUACACGACACCGCCUUGAAGACUGGCCGUCAAGACGGAUUCCAAGGACCCCGAUCCAUGACGCAGUGACCUGGCAACCCGAGCCGACUUUGGGACCCGCCGCUUGCCAGUCCGGCCGAGGCUUGCAGACGCUAAGCGUCUCGCCCGCCGCGACGACUUGCUGUGGCCCUCUGUUUAGUUUAAACCGUCGGAGUCCUCUCAUGUGAUCGCCUUCCGAGUCGAUCUGUCUGCGCCGCUGAUGCGGACCGCUUCAGUGCGGCUUCUGCUCGCGCGCGCCGAUACACUGGCUGACGCUGUCUCGUCUUAUCCGUCCAUUCCCGCCGCUCGAAGAACAAUAUUCCGACCUUCCCUGGUCCGCUCUGUCAAUCCUAGUCACCAGAUUCGACAUCCCCCUUCCCCCACGACGAUUCAUACAUCGGCAUAUUGUUUAUUGCUAUCAUCUACUUAUAACGGAUUUCUUGGUUGCUCUGCGCCUUAACGAAUUGAACGCCUGGUUACGCUCAAUCUCACGUCCACCCCCACCAUCCUCCCCAUUCAACCCGCGCCGUUGAUCCGCUUUCUACCUUCUUCCGACGAGUUACCUGGAUGGGUGCGCUUUUGCGUCCCUGACGAGGGUCGAUCGUGUCUUUCGCGAGGCAUACAUCGGCCCAGGUGGCUGCAUGUCUGGGAAAGGAGGUUGAUUGCGGUAUCGGCAAAGGAUAUCCCUGCAAUCGUCCAACAGGUCCAUCUGCUCUUCAAUAUGAUUCCUUCUGAUUUCCGCCCUCAUCUACCAACCGAUCGACACUCCCCGUCCAGUAUUCAUCAUCGUUGACGCCGACCGUGGCCAGUCCACAACCGAGCUCCGAAGAUUGAGUCACGACGCGACGAGCGCUGGUCACCUGGAAGAACGAAAUGGCGUCCCGACACGCCUGCGGUUGCGAAGAAGUUGAGUCGAAGAAGACGCUGGAUGCGCAGCUGUCGCGCGCGGUGGUCCCCGCUUGCGGGGGCUCGAUCGAAGAAGACGGAUUGCCCGACGGCUUGAUGUGCUACCCCUCCGCCCCGCGCCCUCACGAUCCCUACCUAGCUUGACUGGUGGCCUCGUCCCCUUUUACCUCGCCCAUCUUCAUUGACGUCUUUAAUCUGCUCUUUUAUCUGCGCUGCGCGGGAAGGGUAGCACAGUUAUGAUGCAUUGGUCUUGUAGCUACUAGUUGGUGCAAGCCUUUGUGUAUUCACGAUGCUAUACAUUUAUGAGACUGUAUUUCUAUGAUUUGUCUGGAGCGAGCAUCA